Messenger RNA from Magallana angulata, 632 nucleotides. RefSeq lists its product as uncharacterized. The record is from RefSeq and is a predicted model, not a curated record. The transcript is spliced from 4 exons. Lineage: Eukaryota; Metazoa; Mollusca; Bivalvia; Ostreida; Ostreidae. Bases 203 to 619 code for a protein of 138 amino acids.
UAAUCCUUGGACAUGGCUGUGUUUAGAUUUCAGUGCAAUGCAUCAGUGGUCACAUAUCGAAACAUUUCCGAUUGCUGCAAUCAGACACUUUACCCGCGAACAAUGGAAACGUGAUUCUGGAAAAAUGUGGGUUAUUUCAGGUCAGAGUUAUUUCGAAAGAAUGAAUUUUAGGAGGUAAAUUGUUUUCCCAGGAAGACUGAAAAUGGAGUAUCAUAUCCGAUGGAUUUUAAGUACUUUGUUUAUUAUUUGUUACUUUAUACUGGGCAAUGAAGCAGCAUAUAGAUCCCGAAGAACAACAUCCUACAGCAUGGAACCCUGGAUGAUUGCAAUGAUCGUAGUGAGCUGUCUGUCAAUAAUAGCUGUACCUGUGGUAAUAAUGAUCUGUAUUAAGUGUGGCUGCUGCAAAGUCCAGCAACGGGCACCUCAUACACGAAUUAUUCAAAAUGGUGGACAACAGAUGUAUCCUCCCCCUCCUCCUUAUGGAUACAGUAACCCAGCCGACAAUUCAGGAAAUCUUGGGAACCAGUUUAAUUAUGCAGGGACUCAGGGGUUUUCUCAACCCAUGCAAAACAACUAUGGCUCUCCAAUGGGAACAUAUAAUACAGACGGAAAGUAUUAAUAUGCUUGCAUGU